GGAAGUUUGUGAGUGAUCGAUUUUACACCGGCCUCUAGCAAAACUUAUCAACGGCAUUUCUCUUUGUUUGCCGUACGCGUGCCUAAUAUCAAAAACAAUAGUAUCGAGGUCGAAAGCUUUGUAAAAAUGGCGAACACGUUUCGCGCGGUGACCGUGUCUGCCGUCAACAAUGACGGUGCCCUAACAUCGCGCUUCAACUUCCCCACAAACGUAAACGUGGAUUACGAUCCGCAAGGUCUCAGUGUUAAAGUGAUACGUGCCGACCCAGUGCUGGCUCAAGAGGUGCUAGAGUUUCCCGUCCACAGCCAGAGCGAAUGUUCGCAAGUGGCUGGACAGUCUUACAUUUUUACUAUAGAUAACGAGACAUUGUUUUUUAAGUUCGCCUCCGAUGUUGACUGUCAGAAGUUCCAUCUGCUGGUCAGUAAGAUCAAAGCGGGCCGGUCCUCAUCCGUGUUCACCGUACGCACGGAGGAUUCUUCGGCGAUGCAAUAUUUCCAGUUCUACGGUUACCUAAGCCAACAGCAGAACAUGAUGCAGGACUACGUCAGGACGAGUACGUACCAGCGAGCGAUACUGUCCAAUAUUAAUGACUUUAAGAAUAAGGUAAUCUUGGAUGUUGGCGCGGGGUCUGGCAUCUUGUCGUUCUUCGCGGCCCAGGCGGGAGCUCGGAAAGUCUACGCUGUCGAAGCCAGCAACAUGGCCCACCAUGCCCAAGCCUUGGUGCGCGCGAACGGUCUCCACGACCGUAUCACAGUAGUCGCUGGCAAAAUAGAGGAAAUUGAACUGCCGGAGAGUGUGGAUGUGAUCAUAUCUGAGCCCAUGGGAUACAUGCUGUACAAUGAACGCAUGUUAGAAACUUACCUUCAUGCAAAAAAAUGGCUCAAACCUAGUGGUAACAUGUACCCUACAAGAGGGGACUUGCACAUAGCUCCGUUCACCGAUGAUGCAUUGUUCAUGGAACAAUAUAACAAGGCCAACUUCUGGUAUCAAGCGUGCUUCCAUGGAGUGGAUCUAAGUGCCCUACGUACUGCAGCAAUGAAGGAGUACUUCAGACAACCUAUUGUGGACACAUUUGAUGUGCGCAUUUGUAUGUCUAGGUCGGUGAAACAUGUGGUGGACUUUUUGGAAGCCAAUGAAACAGACUUGCACCGUAUUGAAGUGCCUUUCAGAUUUGAGUUAACACAGUCUGGAACUUGCCAUGGCCUCGCUUUCUGGUUCGAUGUUGUAUUUGCAGGCAGCACACAGCACAUAUGGCUGUCCACGGCACCCACAGAACCGCUUACACAUUGGUACCAAGUCAGAUGUCUUCUAGAGACUCCAAUUUUCGCUAAGCAAGGUCAAGCUCUGACAGGUAGAGUCCUUUUAUUAGCAAAUAAGCGACAGAGUUAUGAUGUUACCAUGGAUGUUACUUUGGAGGGCACUAACAUUUCUUCAUCCAAUACCUUAGACUUGAAAAACCCAUACUUUAGAUAUACUGGGGCACCUGCUGCACCUCCACCAGGAGUAAACACAACAUCGCCGAGUGAAUCAUACUGGAACUCUGCUGAGUCUGGCUCUUUGAGCAAUGGUCAAGGUGUCAUUCUUACUGAUGGCACCCAGCAAUACUGCUCUACCCCAGAUCAGACUAUAGCAUAUGGAGCACACCCCAACAUGAUCAAAACAGUAAUGCUCCAAGAAGAGUUCAUAAAGAGGAUCGGAAUCAGUCAAAAUGGCGACAUUUAAUCCGCGAAGACGCGCCGAGCGCGCCUUAGGGCUAUAAGAAACCGUCGCAAACGGUUGUGAACAAUCUUCCGUUCAAACUCUAUAGUGUGUAAGCGGACUUAUUUAUUAAUGAAGUAAUGAAACAUCACAGUGGACUGUAAAUUGUGUAAUUGGUAAUGUAGCCAAGGCAAUUUGCCUCAAUCAGUUAGUGCAAAAUAAGUAAUGAACAACAGUAAAGCAGUUGUUUAGGUAGAUUCUGUAUUGCAGGCUUCUUAUUGGCUAUAACACUAAAUCACUUGUGAUGUAAAUUUUGGCAGCUCUUUGUAUACUGUCAAAAUUCUCUGGCAAAAAGUAAGAAACACAUAACACAUUUAAGACUUCAAAUACAAUUCCAUAUAUGUGUAAUAAGAUUUUGUUGACAUGAAAUUAAAAACACAUUAUUGGUGUAAGACAGCUUUGAUGUAGGAACUUUCAAAUGUGUUUUGUGCCUAUUUCAAUUAGAGUCUAUACAGAUGGACUGUAUUUAAACUGCAAAUUCCCAAUCGCAGUUGUAUUGCAGUUAAAAUUAUGCAUUGACAUUUCUUUGGUGCUGCAUGCUACCUACAUCAGCAGUUUUGAUGCAGUUAUGUUAACUGACUUCAAUUGACUUGCAAUUCAAUUGCAAAAGCAGUAGAUGCAUUAAAGACACUAAAAUGUUAUAGCUGAUAAGGACCCAGUCUAGUAAUCAAAGUUUUGUAAUACACUAUACAAUGUGAGUAUCGUUCGCAGUUUGUACGCUUGCUAGUGUAAUUUGGACAGCUCUAAAUAAUAUACUUAAGAUUUUUUUUAUUUGUAAAUAUAUCUCCCCCCAUUUGCCAAAUGGCAUAGGUCUAACUAUUACAGAGCAACCCUGAUUCCAAACUUUGA
Pararge aegeria (speckled wood butterfly) is the source of this 2607-nucleotide messenger RNA. RefSeq names its product histone-arginine methyltransferase CARMER (gene Art4). Gene Ontology annotation, biological process: peptidyl-arginine methylation. The transcript has a single exon. The coding region runs from base 127 to 1722 and encodes 531 amino acids. Gene Ontology annotation, molecular function: protein-arginine N-methyltransferase activity. NCBI's taxonomy places the organism in Eukaryota, Metazoa, Arthropoda, Insecta, Lepidoptera, Nymphalidae. The record is from RefSeq and is a predicted model, not a curated record.